Diorhabda carinulata is the source of this 2600-nucleotide messenger RNA. RefSeq names its product odorant receptor coreceptor (gene Orco). The record is from RefSeq and is a predicted model, not a curated record. The transcript is spliced from 11 exons. The coding region runs from base 200 to 1639 and encodes 479 amino acids. NCBI's taxonomy places the organism in Eukaryota, Metazoa, Arthropoda, Insecta, Coleoptera, Chrysomelidae. Gene Ontology annotation, biological process: sensory perception of smell; detection of chemical stimulus involved in sensory perception of smell. Gene Ontology annotation, cellular component: plasma membrane. Gene Ontology annotation, molecular function: olfactory receptor activity; odorant binding.
AUUGAGUCUCAGCUCUUGGUAAUAAAUGCAAGUUUAGACAUAAUUUCUUUAAGUGAACUUUGGUCUCCACAAUAUUUCAUUUGGUGUGGUGAUGAGUGAGUUUGAUAUGUCACUGUGAUAUUUGGAUAACAAUUUCUAAAUGCAGCUGUGAUAACAGUGCUUGAUAUCUACAAUAACUGUUAUUUAACAAUUGAUCAAGAUGAUGAAGUUCAAAGUAGCCGGUCUUGUGGCCGAUUUAAUGCCUAAUAUAAGACUUAUUCAAGCAUCUGGUCAUUUUAUGUUCAAUUACCAUGCUGACAAUUCUGGAUCGUUGCAUACUUUACGUGUUGGAUAUUCCUGCAUGCAUUUGGUUUUCUGUUUAUUUCAAUAUGGAUGUACUCUUGGUAACCUAGUAAGAGAAAAGGAUGAUGUCAACUAUUUAGCAGCCAAUACAAUAACAGUCCUUUUCUUUUCUCACUGUAUAACAAAAUUCGUCUAUUUCGCCUUAAGAUCAAAACUCUUUUACAGGACGUUAGGAAUAUGGAAUCAGCCGAACAGUCAUCCAUUAUUUCUAGAAUCAAAUAACAGAUAUCAUGCUCUGUCACUGAAAAAAAUGAGAACAUUGAUAGUUUGUGUUGUUUCUGCAACUAUUCUAUCCGCGGCGGCUUGGACUGGCAUCACUUUCGUAGGUGAGAGCGUUCAUAACAUAAAAGAUCCUGAUAACGAGAAUGAGACAAUCGUAGAAGAAAUUCCUCGGUUAUUAGUGAAAGCAUGGUAUCCUUGGAAUGCGAUGUCCGGAAUGACUUAUUAUAUAACAUUGAUCUUUCAAAUUUAUUACGUAUUUUUCUCUUUGAUGCAUGCAAAUCUACUGGACAGUCUUUUUUGUUCAUGGCUUAUAUUCGCUUGCGAACAAUUACAACAUCUGAAGGAAAUUAUGAAACCUCUCAUGGAACUUUCGGCAUCAUUAGAUACCUACGUUCCAAAAAGUGCUGAUUUAUUUAGAGCUACAAGCGCCACAUCCCAGGACAAUUUCAUUGAAAACGAUUAUAAUAUGAAAAAUGAGGAGCUGAAUCUCAAAGGAGUUUAUAAUACAAGGCAAGAACUGGGGGCGAACUUCCGAAGUGGUGCAUUACAAACGUUUGGUCCGGGUGGAGGCGGUGUAGGACCCAAUGGAUUGACUAAAAAGCAAGAGUUGAUGGUUAGAUCGGCUAUUAAAUACUGGGUCGAAAGACAUAAGCAUGUUGUUAGAUUGGUAACUGCAAUUGGAGAUGCUUAUGGUGUAGCGCUUUUACUGCAUAUGUUAACAUCAACUGUCAUGCUGACACUUCUGGCAUAUCAAGCUACAAAGAUAAACGGUGUUAAUCCAUAUGCUGCGAGUGUGAUUGGAUACUUAGUUUAUGCUUUGGCUCAAGUAUUUCAUUUCUGUAUUUUUGGUAAUAGGCUAAUUGAAGAGAGUUCGUCUGUUAUGGAAGCAGCAUACAGUUGUCAUUGGUACGAUGGAUCGGAAGAAGCCAAGACAUUCGUUCAAAUCGUCUGUCAACAAUGUCAGAAGGCAAUGUCUAUCUCUGGUGCUAAAUUUUUCACUAUAUCAUUGGAUUUAUUCGCUUCGGUACUUGGUGCCGUUGUUACUUACUUCAUGGUUUUGGUGCAACUUAAAUAAGUUUUUAAAGCGUUUAUAUGAUACGGAUAUUUUUUAUAAAAUUACUUAUAAGUACCUGAAUCAUAUAAUGAGAAAUCUACAGAGGAGUAGGAUAAUAUUUUCUGAAAAUAUAAGCUAGAUAUCAAUAUUAAAUAGGAAUUUUAAACUGUAUUUACAUAUAAUAGACCAGUUAAAUUGUCAUUCGUAGUGCGGACUACUACACCAUAGAAUUUCGUAGUAGGAUUCGUUUUUAGUAGUACCAAGAAGCUUAAUCCUCUGUGAAUGUCCAUAUCAUAGUCAAAAAUCGUCAAAAUCGUAAUUUUGUAUUUUUCAACUUUGUUAUACAAAAACCAGAAUUCCAUAAGUACGUGAAAAUCGCUGGAGUUUAAGAUUCAAAUAGUUAUAUUUGUCCCGAAAAUAUUAUGAUCCCCUGCCACUGAAAAAAGAUUUGUUAUAAAACAUAUAGCAGUAGGAAAGUAAACUUGAAACACUUCAUUAUAUCUGGCAAAUGCGCUGGAGUGCGAAAAUCUAGCAGCUAUCUAACCUUGACUUCCUAAAAUAUGACGUUGUACUCUCGGAAACUGAACAAAGAUCUUUCAAGAGGCUUUAAAGCAUUUGAGACAUAUAUUUCUAAUUCUUUGCUUAUAUUAUGAACCUUCAAUAAUAUGAUAUUUAAAAAAACAUUCUCUUUCAACGUAACUACAAAUUUUGUAAGACUCCAUCUGGAAGCUUGAGAAUUGAGAUUGAUGAAAGAAAAUAUGAAAUAACGAUCUCAUUCAAAUUUCAAAAAAAUCAUUUUAUCUCCAGAUUGUUCAAAUUAAAUUUAUACACAUUCAUUACUUUAGCGUCAAAACAGGCUAAACGUAAAUAAGUGCCAACUUACAGUGAUUUUUAAGGUUUUUGACAGUGAUCCGGAAGUUGUCCGAUAUACAAAUUCAAUUUAACAUUUUCAUCCUUUCACACAUAAUAAAUGAAAAAGAAA